CUUAGUGUUCAGUGCUGUCUCUAUGUAAAUGCGUGUGUGUGGUUUAGAGGCAGUUGUGUUUUAGCAGGCGAGGCUAACCAAUCCAGCAGAUUAGCUCCUUCUAAAAACUCAGGCUGAUCCUUUAUGACUUGACAGCUUAGCAGCUAACAGCUAGCCUGGUAAGGUUUAGUUCGUGCAGCCAGUAGAGAUGGAUGAGCUCUGCAGCCUGCUCCAGUUACGCCUCUGCUCGGAUGGGCGUGAUGCCUCUAUGCUAGUAAACUAGCUACUGGCCUAGUGGGAAAGCUGCAAAUAACCUGAGGGGCGAACUAGUAACCUAGUAGGCUGUCGGCUUGUAAAUGCACCAGUUGUCCAUCCAGCACCAUGGGAAAGAAGAGUCGAGUGAAGACUCAGAAGUCGGGCUCAGGAGCCAGCGCUGUGGUUUCCCCAAAGGAGAUGAUGAACCUCAUCUCUGAACUGCUGCAGAAGUGCAGCAGUGCAGCACCCUCUGCUGGUAAAGAGUGGGAAGAGUACAUCCAGAUCAGAGGCUUGGUAGAAAAGAUCCGCAAGAAACAGAAGGGAAUAUCGAUAGUGUUUGAGGGCAGCAGAGAGGACUUCUUCCUAGAUCUGAUGUCCUGGGCUCAGGAAAGCGGGGCUUCCUGUGACGGCUUCAGAGUUGCCAACUUUGGAACAGAGGGCUAUGGUCUGCAGGCCACCAGGGACAUAAAGGCAGACGAGCUGUUCCUGUGGAUCCCCAGGAAGAUGUUGAUGACAGUGGAGUCGGCCCAAAACUCUGUUCUAGGUCCUCUGUACAGCCAAGACCGGAUCUUACAGGCCAUGGGCAACGUAACUCUGGCCCUCCACCUGCUCUGCGAGAGGGCCAACCCUGCAUCAUCCUGGCUUCCGUACAUCCGCAGUCUUCCACAGGAGUACGACACACCUCUGUACUACCAGCAAGACGAGGUGCAGCUACUGCUGGGCACACAGGCAGUGCAGGAUGUCCUGAGCCAGUAUAAAAACACUGCACGCCAGUACGCCUACUUCUACAAACUGGUACAGACUCAUCCCGCCGCCAGCAAACUGCCCCUGAAGGACAGCUUUACAUUUGAUGACUACAGGUGGGCGGUGUCCUCGGUGAUGACCCGUCAGAACCAGAUCCCUACUGAGGACGGCAGUCGGGUCACACUGGCCCUCAUCCCGCUUUGGGACAUGUGUAACCACACAAACGGACUGAUCACAACCGGUUACAACCUGGAAGAUGAUCGCUGUGAAUGUGUGGCCCUGCAGGACUACAAGGAGAACGAACAGAUCUACAUCUUUUAUGGCACGAGGUCCAAUGCCGAGUUUGUCAUCCACAACGGCUUCUUCUUCCAAGACAACGCCCACGACCGGGUGAAGAUCAAGCUGGGCGUCAGUAAGAGCGAACGCCUCUACGCCAUGAAGGCCGAGGUGCUGGCUCGAGCCGGCAUCCCAGCGUCCUGCAUCUUUGCUCUCCACUGUAACGAACCCCCCAUUUCAGCGCAGUUACUUGCCUUUCUAAGAGUCUUCUGCAUGACAGAGGAGGAACUGAAGGACUACCUACUUGGAGAUCGUGCCAUCAAUAAGAUCUUCACCCUGGGCAACAGUGAGUACCCCGUCAGCUGGGAGAAUGAGAUCAAGUUGUGGACUUUCCUGGAGACCAGAGCUGCUCUGCUACUCAAGACCUACAGGACCACCUCUGAGGAGGAUCGCUCCAUGCUCGAGAAACCUGAUCUAUCUCUUCAUUCUCGCGUGGCCAUCCAGCUCCGCCUGGCUGAGAAACAGAUCCUGGAGAAAGCAUCGGCCAGCGGACGGGCCAAACGUCUGCACUUCGAGAAGAAGCUGGAGGAGGAUGCUCCAUUGCCUCACUAUGAGGAAAGCGACAUCGCUUUGCUGGAGAAUACUGACGCGGAUGCAAAGCUUCCGAUUAUCCUGCGCAAGCUGGAGGAGGUGGAAGAGGGUCAGGAGAUCCCGGAGGAGGAGCACAGUCACUUCCUGAAUGGGGAGAAGGCUGUGUACGGGAUGAAUAUGCAGGCUAAUGGAGACCCAGUGCAAGAGGAAACUCAGGAGAAGGUCAGCAAAGAUGUUAAUACAGCUUUGGACUCGAUUGGAAGUUCUAAUGCAACCAAGAAGGGCCAAAGGGAAGAGGCCAACCUAAGUGCCAGUCGAACUGAAGAGAAUCCCAAAGAGAACAGUGAAUAAAUAUAUUCCACCUACUGCCACAGCCCAUGCUAUUUAUUUAUUUUUGUGUCUCUUAAAUGACUCAGAAAUAUAGAAGCUGAAAUCAAUUUUAAUUAAAGUCGCAGAAGUUGUGCGACUGUACGUUCAUCCAGCGUGGCUUGUAUUAGUUGUCCGCUGCUGAACUUGUUUAAAAAUGCUGCCAGUGUGUACCUCAGCCUUCUGUGCAGAACAGUUUUUCAUUAGAAUUUUCUUUUGUUUGAGUUUGAAACGUUGGUUUACAUUGAAACUGUUCAAGGCCUACAGCAUAGAAAGAAAGCAAAGAGGGGGACACCACGGAACUGGUUCCAGCAAAUUGUUAGGUGAACAAAGAAAAACAAAAACAAAAUGGAGUUAGGUGAAUGUUAUUUCCAGAAAGCCAAAAUCUCUCUAAUCUCGUGAAUUGGUUGGUUUAUUACUGCAGUUUGUCUCCAUAUAUGUCCAGUAUGUUUUGAGUUGACAAUCGUAUUCUCUAGUGCAUUUUGGGGUGUGCUUCUGAGUAAAGACCAUCACUGCCCUCUCUUUUUUUUCUGUUUAAAAUCAUUUCAAGCAAAAUAAGGAAGGAAACAUAAACUGCUCUUAUUAAGGAAUGAGAAAACUUGAUUGUAACUGUAUGACAUGGCAAAAUGGAAGAUGGUUUUUGCUUUUGUCAAUGAAAAAUGUCAUUUCUACCAUAAAAUUGUCAACUUUC
This is a messenger RNA of Thunnus maccoyii (southern bluefin tuna), 2902 nucleotides long. RefSeq names its product SET domain containing 3, actin histidine methyltransferase (gene setd3). Gene Ontology annotation, biological process: peptidyl-lysine dimethylation; peptidyl-lysine monomethylation; peptidyl-lysine trimethylation. The transcript has 13 exons. The record is from RefSeq and is a predicted model, not a curated record. Bases 361 to 2196 code for a protein of 611 amino acids. Gene Ontology annotation, molecular function: transcription coactivator activity; histone H3K36 methyltransferase activity; protein-L-histidine N-tele-methyltransferase activity. NCBI's taxonomy places the organism in Eukaryota, Metazoa, Chordata, Actinopteri, Scombriformes, Scombridae.